Encephalitozoon cuniculi GB-M1 is the source of this 2043-nucleotide messenger RNA. RefSeq lists its product as uncharacterized. Bases 1 to 2043 code for a protein of 680 amino acids. Gene Ontology annotation, biological process: tRNA wobble uridine modification. Gene Ontology annotation, cellular component: elongator holoenzyme complex. Lineage: Eukaryota; Fungi; Microsporidia; Unikaryonidae. The record is from RefSeq and is marked provisional. The transcript has a single exon. Gene Ontology annotation, molecular function: protein binding.
AUGGACUCUAUUUUCAUAUCUGCAGGGUGCACACGGAAGCCAAAGGUUUCUUCCAUGUUUGGAGAUAAGAUUGCCUAUGGGUCAGGGCCUAACAUUGUUAUAGCCGAUGAGGAGAAGAUUCUUUCUGUGCUUUACAUGGACGGCGAUGUGAAUGCUGUUGAGUGUGAGCACAACAUGAUGGUGGUGGGAGAUGUCGACGGAGGAGGGUAUCUGAUAAGAGACGGAGAGAUCAAGAAGUAUAGCUUCGGGGGCUGCAUAGAAGCUGUUGGAUUUGUAGACAGAUCAAGCGCCAUGUUCUGUACGAUAGACACAACCUUUGUGUAUGAUAUAGAUGACAAUGUCGUCAGACAAGAGAUCAAGAACGAAUGGAUUCCCACGUGUUUAACGGCUGCUUGGAACAAGACGUUUGUUGGAAGCAGAAAGGGAAGUAUUUUUGUGCUGGACGUUACUGGCAGCGGUGCAAGGUGGCGAGAAGUUGAAGGACACGGCGAUAGCAUUCAUGACAUCAAGUCUGCGCGGCUAGGGGGAGAGACAUAUGUUGCUACAUCCUCACAGGACGAGACGGUAAAGAUAUGGAGGGUUGUUGAGGGAGACAUGUGUCUUGAGCAUGUUCAGACCCUCAACGGCCACACGGAUUGGGUCUAUGGGCUAUGGUGGACAGAGGAGGGGGAUUUGCUUAGCUCGUCUGCGGACAACUCGAUAAUCCACUGGAAGAAGGGGUCGGUAUGGGAGGAUGUGAUGAGGCUUGGCGGGGAAGGAGCAUUUCUUGGUGUGCUGAUGGUUGGAAAUUCGAUUAUAGGCCAGUCUCGUUCGGGGGGAUUUUACAAGUUUGGAGAUGUGCUUGAGGGCUUUAUUUCUGGGCAUGUUGACGGGGUGAAGUCCAUCGACUGGAGGGGGGAGUUUCUACUGACGGCAUCGCUUGACAUGACAUCCAGGAUAUUCUACAGGGGGCACGAGGUAGGCAGGCCCCAGAAGCAUGGAUAUGCUUUGACGUCGGCGAGAUUUCUUAACGAGGAGGACCUCCAGUUCAUAGGAUCUGCACAGGAGACGAUUUUAAGGGUCUAUGAGCCCACACAGGUGUUUUAUAUGUCAUGCAUGUGGGUGGAAAGCUGCAGCAAGGGCAUAGCUGAAUCGCUUCGAAGGAUGGCCGUCUCCCACCACAGGAGAUCCCUGGACGAUUUUUUCCCUGAUGUCAACAGCCUGAAGUUUGCGGCUGUUUGUGCAGAGCUGUCUCUGACAAACGAGGUUUGUGAGGACUUUGUGUUUGAGUCCCUCAACGAGCAGCUGCUGUCUGUAACGACAUUCAACGAGAUAAAGAAAGUUUACGGACAUUAUUUCGAUGUGUCUGACCUGGCCGUGUCAAAGGACUUUAUUGUUUCUUGCAACAGAUCGUCGCUAAAGAAGUUUUCUGGGAUUUUUGUGUGGAACCGGGCUUUUGAGCUUAUUGAUUACAUAGAGGAGCAUGAUUACGGAAUAGAGAGGCUGGUGUUUUCGCGCGACGGGAGGUAUCUAGCGGCAGCCUCGAAGGACAGAACGGUGUCUGUCUACAAUGUCGGCAAGGACAUCAAGCUUGCCCGGAGACUAAAAGACCACAGGAGGAUUGUGUGGGACUGCAGCUUUAGCCACGACUCGAAAUAUCUUGCUACAUGUUCUCGGGACAAGAGUGUGCUUGUGUAUGAGCUCCCGGAGCUCAGGGUGAAGUACAUGUCCAGAUUUGACUGCGAGGCCACUUCUUUGUGCUUUUCGCCCAGAGAGUAUCUCCUGGUUGUGGGGCUUGAGUCUGGCGAUGUGGUGAGUCUGGGGUUUAGAAAAGGAGAGCUGGUGGUCUGGAAGAGAAGCAGAGAGCAUGGCAGGCAGGUGAAUGUGGUAUCCUUCAACGAGGAUGGGAGCAGAUGUGCUACGGGGGGAGCUGAUGGAAUGGUCAAGGUGUUUCUGGUGCGACCGGCAUGUUCGGACGACUGGGUUGGCGAUAAGGAGACCGAAAAUUUUGCCCUAGGGGCUGAUGUCGAAGAUACACAAGCUGGGAAGAGAGAUGAUGACUGA